Molecule: messenger RNA, 2139 nt
Organism: Plodia interpunctella (Indianmeal moth)
Lineage: Eukaryota; Metazoa; Arthropoda; Insecta; Lepidoptera; Pyralidae
Product: disintegrin and metalloproteinase domain-containing protein 10-like
Exons: 13
Coding region: 14-2125 (703 amino acids)
Biological process (GO): Notch signaling pathway; membrane protein ectodomain proteolysis
Cellular component (GO): plasma membrane
Molecular function (GO): metalloendopeptidase activity
Source: RefSeq, a predicted model, not a curated record
UCAAAAUCAAAACAUGUACCAUGUUAUAUUACUAAUAUACAUGCUGACCAGCUCGGAGCUGAUGAAGGCGAGCGGUGUGGACGAGGCUAUGGAGAAAUACCGACCGGUUUGCAACGUGUACGGUUACAAGUUAGUUCGGGCCAGGUUUAGUUCGGAAACCCAUCUGCUUUGCCUCAAAUUGAAGUCUGUGGGCUCGUUACCCCUCACCACUCAUAAAACCAAGUUGAUCGUCGACCCAACCGAGGAAGACGAAGAAGACAAUCUAGUGGAGGCUCUGUCGUUGGCAGACGUCACCAUGGCGUACGGGUUCCCUGUGGAGGACCCAACGGCGGGGUCAGCUGAGGGGUAUAUUGGGGACGAUCAUCAUUUCUAUGGAGUUCUGCACCUGGGCAAUCGGACGCUUUAUGCGGAUCCAUACGGCAAAGACAACCACAGUAGAUCGUAUGGAGCGUUCGAGUAUGACGGCGUGGUGUCACCUCGGCCGCGUAGAGAAUACUUACAGACCCAGUUGGAGUUCUUGGAACACCUGCCAUUCUUCCCCUAUCAGAUAGAAGAUCAAAAGCCCGUAGCGGGCAUCGCUCGGGCAAGGAUCUGCGACCUGCUUCUCCUGGCUGACCAGAAGUUCUUCGAGAACGAUGCCAACUCUAGUCUGAACCAGGCUGUGAGGAGGAUGAUGCACGCAGUAGCGCAAGCCGACAUCAUAUUCAGGAAUGCUGAUUUCGACGAAGACGGCAUGCCUGAUAAUAUUGGAUUCUCAGUGAAGUACAUCCUAGUUCUAACAUCCUCGGAGACCAACAGCCGGGUGUUCGGGGAUCUGGUGCCGGACCCCGACAUCGACGGCCGCAGCUACCUUAUGAGGUUCGCGCGGCUGCGGCGCCUGUCCGAGGUCUGCCUGGGGGUCGCCUUCUCUGGGUACGCCUUUAGGAACCGCACACUCGGCCUAAGCUUCACAUCUCUGGGUGGAGGCAUGGGUGGGGCAGCUGGAGGAUUAUGCGAUAGACGGGCGUAUGGGCGGUCAUUCAACACCCUGGCUAUAUCACAUUCCACCACUGAAGACAAAGAGAGGGUGCCGGAGAGGAUAGCAGCGUUGACGCUGGCUCAUGAAAUGGGCCACAGUUUCGGUGCUCACCACGACGACAACUUCCCGAACCAGGAGUGCCGAGGGUUCCUCAUGAGCGCUCAGUCAACGACGGGAGAGAGCAGCAUGCAUUUCGAGUUCUCUGUAUGCAGCAAGCGAAGGAUCGCAGCCACGCUCAGUAGUAUGAGCUACUGCCUGACAGAGGAAGACAGGCCCUAUUGUGGAAAUGGCAUUGUGGAAGAAGGCGAGGCGUGCGACUGCGGCCUCCCAUCCCGGUGCAGCCACAGCGACCCGUGCUGCACGCCGCGAGCUGGCGGAGCGCUCGUGUUUGAAGAAGGCACUCUGCACAGAGAAGGAUGCUCCGUGGCGCCGUCAGCGAUGUGCCACCCGUCCCAAGGGUUGUGCUGCAACGCCACCUGCCACUACGUGGACUACACCAGUUAUGGCAUUGACUGCACAAAAAGCCAAGAGCAGGAAUGCUCCUGCGGGAACGAGACAGCUACAUGCGAGUGUGGCCUCAACGGCAGCUGUCUCCCGGACGGCGGCUGCCACGCGGCCGAGUGCGCGGCGCUGGGGCUCAAGGAGUGCUCGUGUGGCAAGACCGGCACUGGUGGUCUUGGCUAUCACAUCUGCGGUAUAUGCUGCCUCCUACCCAACAAGGCGUCACCAAACAGCGAGGGCAGGUGCAUGGGUGCCGAGAUGGCUGCCAUCGAAGUCCUGGCCAACACCACUAAGUGGCCGGAGAAGUGGCCCAUGGAUGAUUACACCGGACCGAACGUGACAGUAAGCAUAUGCAACAAAGUCUCCUGCCGCAAGGUGGCGGUGCGCGCGUGGCUGGAGGGCGGGCCGUGCGUCACACAGAACACGGUCGGGAUCUGCACGGCCAGGGGCGUCUGCAAGCGGCGGCAGACCACACCCAGAUCUAACGUCUACCCUCAUAUUAUGCACAAAAAACAACUCAUAAUUCGGAGAAGUGCGAGCAUACAGGUAUGGCCCAAGCCAGUUUUACUCCAGUUGAUUUUAAGUGUGUCGUACGUAUUGAAAUAAAACUUAAAAAAAUA